Gastrolobium bilobum is the source of this 557-nucleotide messenger RNA. RefSeq lists its product as uncharacterized. The record is from RefSeq and is a predicted model, not a curated record. Bases 177 to 470 code for a protein of 97 amino acids. The transcript is spliced from 2 exons. NCBI's taxonomy places the organism in Eukaryota, Viridiplantae, Streptophyta, Magnoliopsida, Fabales, Fabaceae.
CUCACACACACAUUCACAUGACAAAUGAUAUGAUUAAUAAUAAUAAUUACACAUUCCGUUUUCCAUUUCCAUCUGUGGUUUUAAUUACAACGUUGUUGUUGCUCUUCCUCACAAAAAACAACCCAUUUCACGCGAAACAAGAUUCAAGCUGUCCUAAGUAGGUCGUUGUAGAAGCCAUGGUUCAUGACUCCAUUUUGUCUUCUCCUCGGAUGAGGUCACCAUCUUUCAGGAAGCAAUUUACAAAGUAUGAAUUGGGUAGUUGGUCAACACUCUUGAAGAGACACCGCUUCCUCUUAUAUGCUCUUGUUCUACUAUUUCUCCUCUGUACUGUUUAUCUGUAUUUUGCUAUCACUUUAGGGGCCACUGACUCCUGCUAUGGGUUGACUGGACCUGAGAAAGCUUCUUGUCAUAUGGAGCAGGUUAAGGCUUCUAUAGCCCAGCGUAAACUGAAAAAUCUGAGACACUUCUGAUUGUAAUGCAAGUUAUGGUGGAGAGUCCUUUUUUGUUUUUUUGCUUUUUUCAAGUCUGGGUGAAAUGAAAUCGAAAUAUAGUACACU